Messenger RNA from Anthonomus grandis grandis, 3137 nucleotides. RefSeq names its product nuclear protein MDM1. Gene Ontology annotation, biological process: negative regulation of centriole replication. The transcript has 13 exons. The coding region runs from base 210 to 2228 and encodes 672 amino acids. NCBI's taxonomy places the organism in Eukaryota, Metazoa, Arthropoda, Insecta, Coleoptera, Curculionidae. The record is from RefSeq and is a predicted model, not a curated record. Gene Ontology annotation, molecular function: microtubule binding.
ACGACGGAUAGUGUUCUGCCAAAGGUGGGGCAACGGUUAUGUCCCUAAUCGUAAUUGAGACCCCAAUUAUUUUUAUUAAAGGUACCCAACUAGAGUGAUUGUAUGCCGUGCUGUCUUACUAAUCAACUUUUUAAAAAUACAUUUUGAGCAUUUUAUGGCUUUAAGCCGAUCGAUCUCGCGAAAUAGGGUUUCAAAGUAACUAAUAACUCAUGAUCGGCUCAUUUUGGAACUUGUGUAGAGCUACGUGCCCCGCAAUGCCCGUCGAUAAGUUGCACUCCGAAUAUCGGAGUACUUACCGAUGGCAUGAAUAUACGGGGCCACGUCAGGAUGUAGUACGGAAAGCUCCCAUGCAGAAUGGUAUACCUCCUUCGGGAGGUACCACUGAAAUCGUAGAUAUUAAACCGCCGAAGGAGGACGAAUUUGUAACUGAUUCUGUUUCAAAGCAGGAGCCAGUAAUGCCCCGCAGGAAAAAGUAUCCCGACCUAGCUUAUCGUCAUCACGAAUUUCUUGUAAACGAUGGGGUGACUGAAAAUAAGGGAAUCGAUUCCAGAGCUAGGUCGGAAGAGAGGUUCGGGCCCAAUUGGAGGCCUUCAAGACGCAGCAAGUCGGAGGGACCGCGCAGGUCUGGAAAAGCUAAAGAACCUGAACUUGAAAUUGAUCCCGGGGAGCGCAGGAGAGAGUCUGACCCUGACUGCGAUAAUAUGGGUCGGGAAAAUGGCCUUCUGCGCAAAGCAAUAUCAAAAAUAAGUACUGAGUACCGGCGGCAAUUUGCCUGGCCUCCAGGUUAUUCUAGUAAGGAUGAAAUAGAUGGAGCUCCUAGAAAAUCUCAAUCUAUGGGAGCUUUGAAGGCUAAUGCUAAUGCUAUGGUUCAUAAGAAAAGGAUUGACGUGCACAAUAAAGAUGCAAGCGAAUUGGAACCAUUAGUAGACGAUCGUGCGAACCAAGAAAAGGCUAGAGAAGAACUAAACAGUGAGUAUAAAAAACAGUUUAGGCCUUUUACACAAUACCAAUAUAUAAGCGGACGGUUCUCCUCGAAAAAACGAACGUCCGCCAUACGUGAGACUGAAAAUGUACAUAAAGAUUUUUCUGAUGCAGACUUGAUGGAUAAUGAUGCGUCUUGGUACCGUGAAGUUGUUGAGCUUCGCAAAAAAGCCGGAGAAUAUAAGCAUAGAGGCUGGGGAUCAGAGCUUGCACCUGAACGGUUAUCGGACAUUUAUAAUAAACAAGUCGAGUUGUGGGAUCAAGUAUCCAGAAGAAGUUCCUUAUCGGCUUUGUCACUGGCUUCGCACAUGACGAAGUCUUACACCAAGGAAGACAAAGAAGAAGACAAUAAUAGAAAAAGUUCUCCCACGAAGGCGUAUAGGAAUGCCGAGAAUAACGCCCGUAUGAUUAGGGAUAUUAUUAGGCACCACUUGGAACGAACCACUGGUGGGUCUGAAUUUGAUGGUUUGAUUCUAUCGCCAACUAGAGAGAAAUUAGAGCCAACUAUUCCUAAAAAGGAUGAGGAUUCCCGAGGAUCUCAAAAAAAUAGCCCUAAGAAAAGCUCACCAUUAAAGACUUCAAGUAAACGCGGAAGCCAAAAAGGAAAAGAAGGUAAAAAUUAUUUAGUUCGCUCUCAGUCAGUUGGGCCUACAUCGGAGAAUAAAGAAAAGCAAUCACCCAAGAGACAAUCUAGGUCUACUGUCAAAGGAGGAAGAAAAUCUACAUCUAACACCCCUUCCAAUAAGAGACCACGCCCCUCAUCCCUGAACACAACUGCCUCAUCCCGCUCUAAAUCAAGUUCGGUAACUAAAAACGAAGAUGAUAGAUUGGCCAAAACAAAUAAAAAUAAAUCAUUAGGUAUGAUAGACUCAUCUAAGCAAAACCGAAAAGGAACACACGAAGCUUCUGAACAACCAAAGUCUGAACAAACGCCAACUGAAAUGAAAAAGAAUCAAGAAAACGAUCAACUAGACAGCCUUGAAUACGAACCAGUAAUUAAAUCGCCUCCAGAGCCAACAAGAGUUAAAUCUCCUGAGCAAAUAAUCAUGAGAUCUCCGGAUCCCGUGAACUGGACUGUGCCUCUGGACACUGGAAAGACGUUCACCGUUACCCAAAAUGUUCGUGACGGUGAUCCAGGUAGUCGCCCGCAGAGUGAGGUAAAGGCCUGGACACCCCCAGAAGUACCCCCACCGGUGGCCCAAUCAGCGCCCCCAACCUUAGCAGAAGGACAAGCCAGCUUGUCAUAAACUAGGGGCCCUAAAGACGAUUUAUGCUUAAUCCAUAUUCAAUUUGAUUAUGUUGCUUUAGGUAUGGAAUUAGCAGAGAAGCGUGAUCUUGGGCCAGGGCAGGGCCAUUACUGCACAGUAUAAGACUUCCAUCUCCAUAGAAUUGUAUACCCCAUCCGAUGCCAUAUAUAUAAAAUGUCGCAGAACCACCGCCAUCCAAACCUUUUUUGGGUUAAAUCAGUUGAAAAAUGAGCACCAAGAGUGAUAGUAUACUAAUACGUAAAAACUAAUAUUUAUAUAUACUGUGCCAUUUUCAACAGGGUAGUAGCCAAAAAAUCAGUGUGAAUUGGAAAACAUUUAGGAUCUUAGCUGAUAUUACAAUAUUUUAAGCAACGUUUUAAGCCUUUAUAAUAUUUGACAUUAACUGCUUAGAUAUACAUAAUAUGUUUCAUGCUGUCCAUAUAUUUAAUACCGAGUCCGUCAAAAAUUCACAGCAGGAAAUAAGUAUUUCACUCCGUAUAAGUUCAGCAGUCAAAUGGCAAAGCCUGAUAUUUCAAGUAUCAAGCAAAAUUUUGAGAAAAGCAGUUAUAAAAAUCAGAUUUAAAUUGCUUUUUAGAAAAGUUAAGAAUAAUCAUGAAAUUAUCACGGUCUGUCAUUUGACGAAAAAGUUAAUUAGCUAAAAAACCAUGUAAUCCAACGUCCCAUUUUUAUAAAAUUUUAAUAAUGUCUAAAUUGUGAUCUCUUAUCAGUGCACUCGUGUUUCUGCCGCAAGAGGUUAUACAAAUAUGGUAAAAUAAUAUUUAUAUAUUUUGUGUAGAUGCGUUUGCUUGCAUAUUUUUCCUGUUAAGUUAGUGUACAUCGAACGCACUUAUUUAUUGAUAUUAUAAAAACCGGUAAAAGAGGAUAUAUAAAGUUUCUGUUAAAAAAAGA